AGUACGUCAAUGGUAAUGAAAAGCUCUGCUGAAAAGUGCUGCUGAAAAGUGCUACUGAUUCUGUGCUACUGAUUCUGCUGGACGUGAUCCGCACGACCACUUGCUUCAGUGAUAAGAUGUACCAUCCGCUCUCUCAACACUCUCCAAGGAUGAAUGAUAAGAUUGGCCGCACACGAAAGCGAAAGCUGAACACUGCAGAGGAACAAUCCAAUAUUAGAUGAAAAACUAAAGAUAAGAAUCUCCUGACGAGGAACGAACAUUACGGGAAGUUUUACUGCUCUUCACCCCUACUAUAACACAAUUGGACAGACAGCAACUAUGUGUGGAAUGUUACUUCGCUUACUCGACGCCAUUUCUGUGAAAAAAGAAGUAUUCCAGUCGGAUGAUCAGAUCAUUCCCUUCAAAAAGAUAAAGUGGCCCAGUCAGAUGUUUCUUUUAAAAGAGAAACGAUUAUCAAAAGAUAAACCUUGUUGUUCUAACUGGUUUUCCUAACUGGUUUUUAUAAACCAAAUCACUUUUCUUCAUGAAUUUUGUUGGUUAGAGUUGAUGCGUUUUAGUUUUUUUAAUCGUUUGGCAGUGUAAUUUGUGCCUUAGAAUUUCAGUUUGGCUUUAUUUUGGAUGCAGCUACUGGUAGCAUUGGAAGCAUUUUCACCAUUCAAUUUUAAUUAAGGCCCAACUUUUGACAGUAUUUGUAUAUAUUUGUAGUGAAUUUUAUCCUGGUAUAUACAUUUCAAUUGAUUGUCAAUAUAAUUAUUUUCUGAUGUAAUCACGUUUGUUAUCUCGAUGGGGUUCAUAGGGUACAAUCGCCUGAACUACGAUGUAAAGGAAUAACAUUCAGAUAUAAUUCUAUUAUAAUCUGUUGAUAAACAGAAAUGUUGCUGAAAUUAAUUAAUCAAACCUCAAUUUCAAAACCUCAAUAUUAAGACUUCUACAUUCAAAUGAGAGAGCCAUCCAUAUAAUGACAGUUGUGGUCACCCAAUCUCAAUUAAAACAAAAAACAUAUUUCCCUCGAAUCUCAAUUUCCAACGAUGAAAAAUUAUCCUUGAUUCCUUUUUGUCCCCUUUUUAAGAUAUGCUCAUAACUCUAAUCUUCUGUCCAAUUAGCUGCACAUAACGAGUCCCCUAAUUGAUCAUCUAGCUCUCGGUCAGGGUGGGACCCCUCCUGGCAUGAGCAACAGCCUCAAAAUAACACGUUUCUAUGGAGAUAAGGAGAGAAAAGACAAACAGGCCGAGCUAAAGCAGGCUGAAUUGAACGCUCAGAAAGACUACAAGGCCUCACUUUCUGAUCUAAAGGGAAAUUCCAAACCGCUCAUUAAUACCUUGUCCAUUGUAGCCGGCGAGAACAGAAAGUUUGGUAAAGCUAUAACUGAAACUAUAGAAAAUCACCUGAUCAAGGCGUCGGGGACUCAUAAAUUGCCAUGUUUGUACCUUGUAGACUCAAUCAUAAAGAACGUAGGGGCCCCGUACAUUGAACACAUAUCCAAAUGUGUUGUUCGGAUGUUCACAAAUACGUUCACAGAGGGUGACGAGACUGUACGGAAAGCUCUGUUCAAACUCCGCCUAACAUGGAAAGAUAUAUUCACUGUCAACAAACUCAAAGAUCUUGAUGCAUCUGUACACGAAAUUGACACAAACUGGCCUAAAAUACACGAAUCAGAGGCAUCAUCGACUACAGUCCACAUCAACCCCAACUUCUUAACGAGACCCGCCCCAUCAGCAGCAGCCGUCCCUUCUGCUGAGGCUGACGAGAUUGCGAGAAUCAGGAAGGAAAAGGCCGCUCUAGAAAAAGCACAGCGAAAGUUUGAAGAGGAGAAGAAACAAUUUGAACGUCGGCAGCUUCAGUUACAACUGAAGAAACAAAAGGAACGUCUGUUGAAUGAGAAUAAAGCUACAGCCUCUGAUUCUGAGAGCUCUGUUUUGGGUGAAAUUGUCAAAGGAACACCGGCAUCUCAACAAGCAAAAUCUCCUUCUAAACCUAAAGACAAAAGAAAACUCGACAAGGCCCCAAAGCACCCGGAAAUGCAACCUCCGGCUGUUAAACCUACAAAACGAACUGCUCGAAAAUCUAUCGCUAAUGCCCCCGCUACCGUGCCCCAGAAAAUAACUAGAGUCGGCAGAAUACCCAAAAUAUCAGCCGAAGAGAAGGCGAAAGCGGUCGAGCAAGCAAAUGAGAAGAAGCGGCUGAGACAGAGUGACAGCGAGGGAAGCGAGACUGAGAAACAGAAACCUAAGAGAGUGUACCCUCUCCGCAGCCGAAGCACAAGCGGAGAUCCUCGGGAAAAUAAUAAGGACGAUAGUGGUAGCGACAUGAGUGUGGACAGUGACGGAGACCCUCACACCUCCAGAUCCCGGCCAGCCGGACCCCGACCUGGGGAACCUAAACCUCCCAUCCCUGUUGCUACUGUUAACCCGGCACCUAUGAACAUUCCCGUCAGACCACCCCCUCCUAAUCACUACAUGAUGCCUGGUAAACCCUCCCACGAGAACACAGCACAGCCUCCCUCUCCUGAGAAACAGUUCGUCAGACCUCCUCCUCCUACUCUCAUCCCUCCUCGACCUCCGGCUCCAUUACCUGCCCCUCCUCGUCCUAUCCCGCCCCCGCAAGUUCAGGAUAUCCCUCUCCGGCCACCUGCUCCCAAUAUAAGACCUCCGGUUCCUGCUCCUACUGGUCCAGUUAGGCUAGAGAAGGAUCCUGGGAAAGGGAAGAUAAAGAUCAUAGCGCCUCUCAAGCUCCCUGGAGAUCCAGAAGAGUCUGCCCCGGUAGCAAAUAAACCCCCACCCGGCCCCGCCCCAGCUGCAAUGAGGCCAUCUUUCGAGGACAGACAAACUUCUGAUCCUAGGUAUAAUGAGAAACGAGGUUCCCGUUCCCCAGACCCUAGAUUCACUGAGAGGAGGGAUUCUCCUGGACCAGACCCCAGGGAUAGACCACCUUUCAGAUCAUCUGCAUCUCCUGAUCGUCAUUACCGCGAAACUCCUGCUCAGAGGGACGAUCUCAGAAGGGACGAGGCUAGAAGGGAAAACUUCCCUCCAAGGGAUGCGUUUCCGGGACAGCGAGGAGACUUUUCUGGACCACGUGAUGAUCGUCGACCGGACAUGAGACGGGACGGACCCGUGCGAGACGACAUUAGGAGAGAUGGUCCGGGUCCUCUUAGGGACGAUAUGAGAAGAGACGGUCUCGGCCCUAUGAGAGAUGGUCCCGGGCCCAUAAGAGGAGAUGGUCCCGGCCCUAUAAGGGACGAUUUGAGAAGAGACGGUCCCGGCCCUAUGAGAGGAGAUGGUCCUGGCCCUAUUAGAGGAGACGGUCCUGGUCCUAUAAGAGAAGAUAUAAGGCGGGAUGGUCCAGGUCCUAUAAGGGACGAUAUUAGGCGGGAUGGUCCAAUGAGGGACGAUAUGAGGCGGGAUGGUCCGAUGAGAGACGAUAUGAGGCGGGACGACGACUGGCGACGGGACGACCGACGAGAAUUUGUUCCUCGUGACGUGCUGGACAGAAGACGUGACGUGCCUCCCAGAGAUGAUAUCGAGAGGAGGCGGGAGGGUGGUCGUGGUGGCCGGGGUGGCAGAAGAGGUAGCCCCCACAUGCGGCGUGGUGGUACUCCUCCAAUUCCUGCAAAUCCGGAGAGGAAGUACUAUGGUGUUCUGAUGGAUGACGUGGCUGCAGUUCCUCAGGGUGAUCUCCCGGAGAUUGUCAUGUUCGGUGACGGACCUAAAAAGCCUCCUCAGGAUAACUUUACCAUCGACCGGAAACCAGAUAAUCGGAGGAUGCCUGAUGAUCAGGGAUACGAUGACAGGGGAGACCGAUCAGAAAGAGGAGACAGAGGAGACAGAGGACGGGGAUAUCCCAGAGGCCGUGGUGCACAUGGUCCACCUGGACAGCGAGAUAUGGACCACGAACGACCGGAGCGAGGAGGAUUCCGAGGUCGUGGUGGUAGAGGAGCAAGAGGGAGGGAUAACUUCCCUUCUAAACCGGAGAACUUACCUCAUAGAUAUCUGGUUAAAGCUGAUUAUGCUCCCUCGCAGUUCACACGCCUCUUCCAUGUGGCUGCUGGUGACUUUGAGAAAGGUAAUAUAGAGGACGGAGAGUUCCAGGCUCUAAAGGAAGAUAUACGGUACUACUUCCCUAACUUCAGGUUCCCUGGACGGCACAGAGGAUCGUUCCGUGGAGGUCCUCGAGGUGGGUCGAGAGACCGUAGUUUCGAUGGAUCUUACGGGCCCCGAGAACCGGGCCCACCCGGAGUGAGCGGACCCUCCCCUGCCCCUACAUUACCUGGUCCUGCUGGUCCUACUGCUCCACAACCGCGUCAGAGACAACCUGCUCCUCGGUUACAGGUCCCAGACAAGCCCCCAGCACCAGUUAAACAGCUAGAUCCGGCUUCCCUGUUUGACAAGCUGCUCAAGACAGGUCUGGUGGUCCAGAACGCUCCCUUCAAACUCUCCUUCGACUACAUUAUGAAUUUGAACAAAGACGCUCUAAUAAACAGCAUGUACACAGGAACUCCCUGUACUAACUGUGGUAAACGGUUUGACGAGGAGGAGGUGAAGUCCUUCAACGUCCACCUCGAUUGGCACUUCCGUAUGAAUACCAUGUCCAAGAGCGGCCAGAUCGCCAAAAAGUGGUACCUAACAGCAGAUGACUGGACGUCAGCUACCUCCAACUCGGGUUCACUAGCUGUGCACAAUGCUGACAAUAAUGAUAAUAAUCCUGGUGACUCCUGGCAGAGAGCUGACGCAGAUCCUCUGGAUGAUGACUUCUGCGGGUUAAAGAGGUGUCAACUAAAAGCGGACGAUGAGGACUUUUGUCACGUGUGUCACGACAGACUUCAACAAGAGUUCAAUCAGAAGGAGGAUGAGUGGUACUUUAUUAACGCUCAGAGGAGGACGGAGGAUGGCAAAGUCUGCCAUUCUCACUGCACGCAGGAGGGUAUUGACGAAGGUAACGUUACUCAAGGACUUGAAGUAACGAUGAACGAGAGUAUUGUUGACAGUAUUGACUCAGGCUCUAGAUCUAGGAUCGACUCUCAAAUCUCACAAGAUCUGGUGACUCCCACAACAUUCAAACCACCAGACCUUGUCGUAGAUAAAGAGAAGGAAGCGACAAUGCUCGCACUUCUGGAAAAAGCAAAGACAGCUCUUACUGGUAACAAGUCCAAGAUUUCCUCUCCUCCUCCUCCUCCUCCCCCUCCCGCUUCUGUGCCUGCUGUUCCCGAAGAACAAUUAUCUUCAGAACCUGUCCCUGUCAAAGAAGAACCAAUGGAGGUAAACGAAGAGGCAGCACCAGACAUCACACCGAACACAGAAGAACUCCCCCCUGUUGAUAUAAAAGAAGUUAAAAAAGAAGAAGAAGAUGAAUGUUUGGAUGACGACAUAUUUGAAGAAACUUCCGCCUCCGCAGCAGCGCCAAUGGAGUUGGACAUUAAAAAGGAGGUAGAUGAGGCCAUCUUAGCUCUAAAGUGAUAUUGCCACUUUCUCAGUUUUAGACCAGCUCUACGACUUUUAUUUUCACCGAAUUCAGAUCUUGGGAAAGCUCAUUUCCUGGACCGUUCCGCUCUAGGAAUUGAAUGGGAGGGUCAAUUUUACAUGGUACAAUAUUGUGGUACCGGUUAAAGUUUCUUACAGUGUUUAUGAUAAUCAAUUUCAGUAUUAUCACUGUAAUUAAAGUUAUUGUAGUUAAUUAUUAAUAAAUAAUUAAUUAUUAGUCUCAGUUAUAUGGUGGUUUUAUUUAUUGAGCUGACUUUUAAAGAGUUUUGUAGAUUAUUUCACAGAUGUAAUCCCCACGUUGAGUUGUAAUGAAUCCACUGCCCCCGAAUACCCUGUAAGUUUGGUUAAUUUGAAAAAUAUGUUUAAAUUAUCCUUUUCCCGUAAAUUUUUCACAGCUUUAAACGUCACGAUCUUAUUUUGCAGUUCAAACGUCACUUAUUUUUCUCCAAAAUUAUUAAGGGUAUAGUUUAGUUAAUAUCAUAUAUUACCAUGAUUAACGCGGCAUUAAGUAAGUUGUAAACGAGUCCCUAAUAUCUUAACUCUAAUUAAUUUACCGUGCCUGGAAUUUUAAGAUGUGAUUCAGUGUUAUGUAAAAUUCUUUAUAAUGAGAUUAUUUAAAUUGCUAUGAUGAAAUUUAAAACCAAAUAAAACGAUCUUCCUUAUUGUUUGAAGAAAACAAAUUGUAAAGU
Molecule: messenger RNA, 6163 nt
Organism: Bolinopsis microptera
Lineage: Eukaryota; Metazoa; Ctenophora; Tentaculata; Lobata; Bolinopsidae
Product: pre-mRNA cleavage complex 2 protein Pcf11-like
Exons: 24
Coding region: 1167-5450 (1427 amino acids)
Biological process (GO): termination of RNA polymerase II transcription
Cellular component (GO): mRNA cleavage factor complex; cytoplasm
Molecular function (GO): RNA polymerase II complex binding; mRNA binding
Source: RefSeq, a predicted model, not a curated record